AUGUCCACCCCCUCUCCCCCUCUAUCCCGAUUCCAUGUCAAGGAAGUCAAAAUGGCAAUCUUCCAACUAGACUUCCUAGCCCUCUGGCUCCUAACCUCCCGUCUCGCAACCGCCCUCCUCCCCCCAACCCAAACAACAGACGGCUACUGCUUCAGCUACAUAAUCCAAGGCUACGACACCUGCGCCUCCAUUGCUAGCGCCCACGCCAUCACCCAGGCAGACAUCGAAGCCUUCAAUAAAGAUACCUGGGCUUGGCUGGGCUGUGGCCAUCUCUACCAGGGUGACUUUAUCUGUCUGUCUCCGGGGAAACCGCCUAUGCCUAUGGCGCUGCCGCAUGCUACUUGUGGUCCGCAGGUGCCUGGUACUACGAGGCCGGAGAAUUGGAAUGAUUUGGCCGGGUUGAAUCCUUGUUUGAUGGAUGCUUGUUGUUCUUGGUGGGGCCAAUGCGGUGUUUCGGAGUUAUAUUGUGAACGAGCUGUUCGAGAACCGCCUGCUGGUGCCACGGCGACUGUUAAGCCUGUUACCGCGGAUCCUGGGUCUGCGUCUGCGAAGACUGGUAGUCCGGCGAAGACAGGUGCAGGUACAGCUACGAAGAUCGUAACUACGACGAAAGCAAAGACUACAGCCCAAGCAAAGACUACAACCAAAGCAGCAGCUAAAGCAACAACAAAGGUAACGACGAAAGCAAAAGCAACAACUACCAAAAAACCAGACCCCGUCCAAGACAAACCAGUAACGCCCGAUCCGUGGGACGCACCCUGGGAAAUGACCUUGUACGCCGAGAAAGGCUGCAAGGGCGAUUACUACCAUCUGGAAGGGUACAACGAGAAACUAUACGACGAUAAAGACCAUUGUCUCGUUCUGCGCGGGGGACUGAAUAGUGUGUUUUCAGAGACUGAGGUGACGUGCAAUUUCUGGACGGACGAUGGGUUUACCAAGCUGCCUUGUGAGAAGGGGACGUUGAAGUCGCCGCAGUCGUGGAUUGUUAAGGAAGGGUUCUGUACUGGGUUUGAGGGGACGGAUUGUUAUUGUUUGGAUCAUUAUCAGAGUGAAUAUGAGGCCAAGGGGUGUCAGAAUAGGCUGGCUGGGUAUGAUCCACCGACUUUUGGGUCUUUGAUGUGUGCGAAGAAGAUGGAAGCUGCUACCUAG
Penicillium bovifimosum is the source of this 1149-nucleotide messenger RNA. RefSeq names its product LysM peptidoglycan-binding domain-containing protein. Gene Ontology annotation, molecular function: chitin binding. Lineage: Eukaryota; Fungi; Ascomycota; Eurotiomycetes; Eurotiales; Aspergillaceae. The transcript is spliced from 2 exons. The coding region runs from base 1 to 1149 and encodes 382 amino acids. The record is from RefSeq and is a predicted model, not a curated record.